Molecule: messenger RNA, 3095 nt
Organism: Parathielavia appendiculata
Lineage: Eukaryota; Fungi; Ascomycota; Sordariomycetes; Sordariales; Chaetomiaceae
Exons: 1
Coding region: 427-2838 (803 amino acids)
Biological process (GO): cristae formation
Source: RefSeq, a predicted model, not a curated record
CCCGAAAGCUAUGGUACGCUAUGAGAGAGAUGUCCGUGUUCUAUGCCUCAACUCCAGACCAUCGUUUGCUGUUCGAUCCCCGGGCCUUUCGCUUUGCAAAUCAACUGACGGAAAGGAUGGACUUCCGGUUCCUUCCAUGCUGGCAAUUGAGCGCCGACGAUCUUGAACAUGGAAACCAUCCCCCAUGAGCCGAAGUUGACCGUUCCAUGCGCGAGCUCGAACCCGCCAGACAUGUCGCAUAACACCCCCUGUUAACAACAGAGUGUUGCAUCGGAUCACUACGCCCUGCUCCUGUACAUUAUGCGGCGGCUUGGAUUAAUUACCGGGUAGAAGAAGGACUCUUGACAAGCGAAUUACCAUGUUUCCCUUCGCUCAUCGUCUCUCUUCGCUUCUUCGCGGCAGUACUCAUCUUUCCUGCGGCCCAAGAUGGACUUCAGUUCGCGCCGCGUCCCAUCUGCUACCGUAGACGACGGCGCUUCCAUUCGGUCCCGGACCUACCACGACUCAACCCAUCGGUUGCGGCCGGCCGAGUCACACUUCUCGCUGCGAGAGCAAUUCGCCGCCACGAGAAGGGAGUACGAGUUCGGCUUCGACGAUGGCUCGUCCGUCCUCGCACAGUCAACCCUAGCUUCGGAGGCCGCGCAGGUCGAUGACCUUCACGAUAUUGUCACUGUCGAGUCGAAUUCACGCACCUUCCCUGACAGCAGACUGGUUUACCGAGACUGUUAUGAGUUGUUCUGCUUGCCCAGUGGGCCGUCUUUGUCCCCUGAGCAGGUUCAAGAAGCAGCACGCCGUCUUAAUCGUUUACUCGCCGUCGAUACACAGCCCCCCCAGCUGCAAAGUGCAGCCGCUUUUUACCUGGGCCUGGUGCAAGCAGCAUAUGUGACGUUGAUUGAUCCUUCCAGGAGGCUAGGCUACGAUCUCUCGAGGCUUGAAGAGGCCUGCUCGGACUGGGACAGCGAGGAGGAAACCGUUGGCGAAGUGGAACUUGCCAACUCAGGGAGCAGUAGCACUUACAAGAGCAGGCUUCACGACCAAUAUCUCCUCCUGACCCAGCGGGAGUCGCGAGCUACUUCAGACUUGGGUCUUCGGAUCGACGCUUGCUCUCAGCGGCAUGGUGCCGGGUUAGCCGUCCUGGACCUCUGCCUCCGCAAAUCUGCCACUGUCAGUGUACCUGCGCUGCGGUGGCCGAUAGAGAGGACUGUGUACAUGCUUCGGGGCCUGACUCAGGCACCGGGUUCCGAGACGACAAGUCCUCUUCGUCUGGCAGACCCGUCAGUAACCAUCUCAGGAUUAGCCCAUGGCCUGUUGGAUGAGCCCUUCAAGCUCGCCUCACUCUCCACGAACCGCUACCAGCCGCCGGGUCCUCCAAUCCAUGGACCAAGACGCAUGGAGCAGCUGCUGGCGUCCCGAUUCCUUCCUGUUCUGAGCUUGAACGUUCGUGAGGAAGUCUCCUGGCAGCCAGCUGCCCAUCGCGAGCCGCUCCCAGACCUCGUUGUCGAGCAGGAAGUGGAAAUCCUUCCCCAACUCUGUGCGAUUACCCGAAUAGGCCGCUCGAUCAAUCUGCUGGGGAGCGGUUGCCCACUCAACGUCGAAGUUUCCGCUCAUAAGCUUCUUACUAGGAGGAACGAUCUGUUGCCGAGUCUAGGGCUUGCUGUCCAUCAGCGAGUCGGUGCCGGAACGGCCUACAUUCUCAUGGACGGGGGCGAUUGGAACCUCCGGAUAUCGAGAAAGUGCAGAGAAGUGUUUGAGUUCUCCAAAAUCUCAAGGGGCGUCGUUCCAGUUCUCGAUGCCUUCUGGAAUCCGCCCACCUGUGAAAUUGGCUAUGCUUUUUGCAGACACGACCUCGGCAUGCAGCCCGGACAAGCCUUCACAAAGCCGUCUGAACGGGGUCUUUCGAGCCUCGACUGCGACUUGGACGAGAACAAACCCAGCUCCUGGACCAUCUCAGGUGGCUUGACACAAGGCAACGCCGCAGCGUACCUCCGCUACAGUCGCCAUCUCUUCUCUCCUCCCACCUCCAGACCGUCCUCCUUGGGCCGCCACAACGAGACCGGUUUCCGCGCUGAAGCAGAACUAGCCGGCACCACACACCGCGACUUCGUCCUCGCCUUCCGCGCGCUAAAAUGCAUCGGCCGCUUCUCCAAAGCCGGCGUGGAAAUAGGUCUCUCCCCAAGCAACCUGCACCUCUCCCUCUAUUGGUCCCGCCUCGGCCAACGCAUUAGUUUGCCAAUCCUAGUAGCCGCGCCCCACCAAUCCAGCCUCACCACCAUCAUUACCAGAGUCCUCUUUUUGUCGACCGUCCUCCCCUUUACCGCCCUCUCCGCAUGGGAGCUCUACCGGCAUUCUCAGCGCCAUCGGGCUGCUGCCAAGACCCUGACGACGACGACAACAACAACAGGAGCCGAAUAUCAAGAAAACAACGAAAAAGUCCAGGCAUAUGUCGCCCGGCGGCGGGCCGAAGCGGACGAGUUGACCGUGAUACUCGCGACGGGCGUCGAGCUGCGGCAGCGAGCGGAGCGCGGGCGCGGCGGGUUGGUGAUUGUCAGCGCCAAGUAUGGGGUCAGGGACGCGCCGCCUGAGGAGGUGGCCGAUGUCACGAUUGCGGUGGCGGCGCUCGUGGAUAAUCAUGAUGACGAUGACGAUGAUGAUGAUGAUCAUGAUGAUGGUGGUGAGGGCGCGAGGUUGGUUAUCCCCAAGGAGGUGAGGAAGAGCAGGUUGCUUGGGUUUUGGGAUCCGGCGCCGGGUAGGACUAAGGUGUUGAGGGUUAGGUAUUUGUGGCGGGGGAGGGAGGGAGAGGUUGAGGUUUGUGGGCGGGAUGAGCUGAGGUUGCCUUAAGACAGGGUCAUUAGCUGGUGUGUGUAUGCCGCUUUUGCUGGUGGAUAGCCAUGAUGGUGGAGGGAGGGGCUGACCUUUGUUACUGCGUAUAACGGGAUAGGAGAACAAAAGUGUAGGUCCAUUAAAGUUAGCUGCAUGGUCAUCCCUCAUAUACCGGCAGUUAUUCACCGAAAAUACGUGCUUCAUAGACAGGCUUGAGGCGAGGGCUUCUUUUGGAUUAGGGCACAAUCAUAUACAGAUCCCUUGAAGUUUCGUGU